AUGCUCUCUGAUGUAAACGCAAAAAGUGUUGUAGGUCUCUGUUUUGCCGUCUGCGCAGUUGUAACGCUCUCCCAGCUUUACGAAGUCGACGUCAACAAGCCAUCGCUAAAUAUUCUUCCGAAGCCGAAAAACGAUCGAGAAGGCGGUGUCGUUCAUUGGAUCGACAGCCCGGCAAUCUUGGAGGAAUUGGAUAAAUACAAACCGCCCUCCAGUGCCGAGGUUAAAAAAAUAAUGAAGAGAAGUCGAGAAUUCGAUGUUGAGUGGCCAGCUAAGUUCAAUAAGAACUUCAGAAGCCAAUGUUGGAACAAGAAGGGAAAGCUCCAUUGUUUACCCAAUGCCUAUCUCCUAGGGAUUGCCAAAUGUGCCACUUCGAGUAUCUGGAAAUCAUUAUUCGCCCACCCCCAGGUCCAAGGACACGCAAGGAUCAAACGAAGCGGCAACAUUUUAGAGCCACAAAAGGAAAGUCACUGGUGGUCGAACCGACGAUUCUAUGGUGAGAAAAUUAGCAAUACAUAUUCGGCAGAAUUUGGUAAAGCACUCUUUUUGUGGGUGGAGAGGAAAGACUGGAAAAAAACACUAUUGAUUGACGGCAGUCCCGACACUCUCUGGAAUCAAGGAUUGAUAUACAACUUUCGGAAGAUUUCUAAUGCCCACGUAAAAAAGGAAUUACCGGCACCCAACAUAGUGGCGGCAAGUUUCAUCAAGGAAUAUACCCCUGGAAGCAAAUUUAUUAUCAGCCUACGAAAUCCUGUUGAUAGAUUAUAUUCUCAUCAGUGUAUGUUGGAAAGACGUAGGCGGCAUCCAUUACCCGAAUCCCUCCUCAAGAGCGAUUUCCAUCGAAAAGUCGUCGUGGCUGUUGGCAUUCUUAAAGACUGCUUCAAGAGGAGAACGAUAAGAGAAUGUGCAUACGAUUCUGGAAUUAUAGCAAGGCUAGACGAUCAAGUGAGAGACGAAUCUGUUGGUAUUAUGACUAUCCAAGCGGGGCUUUACGUCGUUUUCAUAAGUGAUUGGCUGAAAGUCAUACCACGUGACAAGUUCUAUAUUACGACAAAAGAGGUAUACGUGACAAACCCGUCGAAGGUUAUUGGAGAAAUUUUUAACUUCCUCGAAUUAGACGAAGUCGCUAUAAGUAGUGAUGGACAGACGACAACAGUAAACGUGAACGCAUAUGGGCCUAUGUUGAGCCAGACAGCUGAACUCCUGGAUGAAUUUUACCGGCCAUUCAACGAGGCACUGGCAAAACUUUUAGAGGACCAGAAAUACCUCUGGUUAUAA
Messenger RNA from Lineus longissimus, 1275 nucleotides. RefSeq names its product carbohydrate sulfotransferase 15-like. Gene Ontology annotation, molecular function: N-acetylgalactosamine 4-sulfate 6-O-sulfotransferase activity. Lineage: Eukaryota; Metazoa; Nemertea; Pilidiophora; Heteronemertea; Lineidae. Gene Ontology annotation, biological process: hexose biosynthetic process. The record is from RefSeq and is a predicted model, not a curated record. The transcript has 8 exons. The coding region runs from base 1 to 1275 and encodes 424 amino acids.